CGUGUAUUAUUUUCAACACCCAGUCUAGAAGAAACAAACAUCCCACCAUGGAGGCCAUGACCGAAGUGGGCGCAAGAAAGCUUCCAGCCAAGGCCAGCGAAGACAUCGCCGUAGACAAUGACGCCCCCACGGGCUUUGGCAAGGCGUCGCUGCCCGAGAACUGCAUGGAGUACAUGGUGUUUCUCAUCGAUAACCAGCUCAACGCUCGCCAGGUCCUCUCGCGUCUGGAGUCCGUCAAGAAGGCCGCGCUGCAGUUGGCAGCUGGGCUCACAAAGGACUACAUCUGGCAGCGAGAAAGUUUCAGCCUUGAGGUGAAAAGCCGCGCUGGCCUCUUGUUUCUUCAUGGCAUCACGGAUCACGGCGAUUCGGUAGAGGACGAGUGGCUCAUAGUGUACAUGCUGCGUGAGCUCAGCAAGUCCUCCAAGGAGAUAUGGAUCCGAGUCUUGGACAGCGACGGCGAGUUUCUGCUCGUCGAAGCCGCCAACGUCGCCCCGAAAUGGCUGAAUCCGGAAAUGGAUAGUAACCGAGUUUGGAUCAACGAUAACAGGCUCCUGCUCGUGCCCUUGUCAGAGAAGGACAAGAGCGACCCCGCCUCCACAAAGUCCAUCGCCCUGUCCGACGCGGUGAGCUUCAUCGCCUCAACCCCCGACGCGCUGGUCCACUCGACAUUUGUCGAGUCCGAGGCCUUCUACCGCCUGGAGAAGUACCCCGGCCACAUCGCCGACGCCAUCCACUGCUCGCUAGUCACCAUCCCGCGCAAGCUGGCCUACCUGCUACACGACCGGCCCAAGGCCAUCGCGCCCGCCGUCGAGGCCUUCUACCUGCGCGACGUAUUAUCACUAACACCCAUCUUCACGGCCGCGUCUCCCACCGACCUUGAGUUCCCACCCGCUGACCUCGUGACUGUCAGCGUGCGCUUCACAAAGGUCCUGUUUGCCCAGCUUAAGUCGCAGCGUUUCAGCCCGCCGCCGGCCUGGGAGACACUGAUCGGGAAACCGCCAUCCAACAUCGACGAGGCUGCCGCCCCGCCGUACUCGGCACAGGCGCGCCUCGAGAUGGGUAUGAAAGUGACGACAGGCUUCGAGCUGAUGGCGGCCGGUGCGGACCAGAGCCGGAGCCGCGUGGCCCGCGAGGUUGGCAUCAUACUAGAGGACCUUCGCGAGGAUGGCGGCGCCGACCUGCCAACAGACGAAGCGAUCCGCGGCUGGGACGGUGUCGAUAGGGACGACGAUGAGGCUUGGUUGGACAUCAACUUUGAGGACUUUGACCGGGAGCUACAGGGUGCAGGAGGGAAGAAGGCAGGAACGCGGGGUAAGGACACAGCCGACGGCGCCGCUCCCUCCUCCGGGUUCGGCAACUCGGCGGCCGAGGCCGACCUGCGUAAAAUGGUGUCCCGAUUUGAGGCGUUCCUCAACGACGACGAUGCGGGCAUCGACGGCGCCGAGGUCGACGACAUGGACAUGAACAACGACGACGAAGACGACGACAGCGAUAGCGAUAUAUCCGACGACGAGGACAAGGCCGUCAGCUUCGACGAGGAGGAAUUCCACCGCAUGAUGAGGGAGAUGAUGGGUCUACCGGCCACAGCGAGCAGCACCCAGGACAAAACGGCGGCGGCAACGGCGGCAACGGCGGCAACGGCGGCAACGGCGACAUCACACAAAAAGGCAGCCCAUGCCAGUGCCAGCGACGGCGACGGCGACGAAGAGACCGAGGCCAUCAGGCAACUCGCGGCGCAGAUGGAGGCGGAGCUGAACGAACACGGGGCCUUGAAGCUCGACUCCAAGUCAGGCAAGAAGCAGGGCGCCCUGGAAGGGAAAGGCGCAGGCCAGGAAGGGUCGUCCAGCAGCGCCGACGCACAGGCAGGGGAAGACAGCGACGAUGGGAGCGACGACGAGGUGGACAUCGACUACAACCUGGCCAAGAACCUGCUCGAGAGCUUCAAGGGCCAGGUCGGGGCGGCAGGGCCCGCCGGGAACAUCCUGAGCAUGCUGGGCAUGAGCCUGCCGCGUGACGAGGACGACAGCGACGACGACGAGAACGAAGUGAAUAACGCCAGAAACGCUACGAAGGCUGUGUGAUGGAAACCAAGACCAGAGCUAGCUGUAAGGAAAUAUAAUAUAUAUGUAUAACCCGCCGCUGUGUUUAUCAAUCGACGCAACGCCCCUUUUCGU
This is a messenger RNA of Gaeumannomyces tritici R3-111a-1, 2174 nucleotides long. RefSeq lists its product as hypothetical. The transcript has 2 exons. The record is from RefSeq and is a predicted model, not a curated record. Bases 48 to 2081 code for a protein of 677 amino acids. Lineage: Eukaryota; Fungi; Ascomycota; Sordariomycetes; Magnaporthales; Magnaporthaceae. Gene Ontology annotation, cellular component: nucleus.